Paramuricea clavata is the source of this 179-nucleotide messenger RNA. Lineage: Eukaryota; Metazoa; Cnidaria; Anthozoa; Malacalcyonacea; Plexauridae. The record is from the annotation of a GenBank genome assembly.
GUUCGGGUUUGUUUGGCGAUAAAGAGCCAUGGUGCCCUACACUUAUAAAUGAUGGGUAUGUGGAAGCUGUCAAAGGUGAAAUUGAAGAUGAGCAAAUCGAUCGUUAUGAUGAAAUUAUAAUCAUAUCUAAUUACCCUACAAAGAACGAUGAGCACGUGGUAUCCAACGGAAGUAAAUAA